AUGGAGGCGUCGGUGGGCGAGCACUUUCGCGGCAACCGGUGCAUCAACUGCAUGUGCCACUCGAGCGAAAACCUGUACCACUACCGCGAGACCUCGCUCCUCCGCGCGGCAGACGACUUUUACCCGGACGAGCCGGCGGCCCAGCCCGUGCACUUGGCGCACGUGUCGUACAACUCGCUCUUCCUCGGCGAGAUAGGCCACGUCGACUGGGACAUGUUCACGUCGACACACUCCGAUGCGCACAUGCACGCGGCGGCGCGCGCGGUGGGCGGUUGUCCAAUCUACGUCUCGGACCAGCCCGGGGAGCACGACUUCGACUUGCUGCGCACACUCGUCCUGCCCGACGGCACGGCGCUGCUCGCGCGGCACGCGGGCAGGCCGACGCGAGACGUCCUCUUCAGCGACGUCAACGCGGACGGCGUAUCGGCGCUCAAGAUUUGGAACGAGAACGCGUGCACGGGCGUGGUCGGCGCGUUCAACGAGGGGGAGGACGGGGCGAGGGGUGGCGGGGGCUCCUCCCCGGCCGCGCCUCCUCCCGCCGAGUACGCGCUGUACACGCACCGCGCAGAGGGGCUGCGCGUGCUCGGGGCAGAGGACGCGGUCGAGGUGCGGCUGGCGGCGAGGGAGUGGGAGAUCGUAGUCGUCGCCCCCGUCCGCGCGGAGGGGGAGGUGCGGUGGGCGCCGCUCGGCCUGCUCGACAUGCUCAACGGCGGGGGCGCGGUCCUCUCCUCCUCCCUCGCCCUCUCCUCCCCUCCAGGAGAGGCGGCUGCCACCGCAGUGGUGCGGGCGGCUGGCCGGAUCGGCGCCUUUGCGCGGCCGGCGCCGCUCGAGGUGUGCGUGGACGGCUCGCCCGUCCGCUUCGAGUACGACGAGGGGAGCGGCUUGCUGACCGUGAACGUCGCCGCGGACGGCGCCGAGGUCGAGCCGCUCGAGCUCCGCGCGCGCUGGGGGCCUCCGGCGGAAGAGGAGGAGGAGGAGCAACAGUCGUGA
Emiliania huxleyi CCMP1516 is the source of this 990-nucleotide messenger RNA. RefSeq lists its product as hypothetical. Bases 1 to 990 code for a protein of 329 amino acids. The transcript is spliced from 3 exons. The record is from RefSeq and is a predicted model, not a curated record. NCBI's taxonomy places the organism in Eukaryota, Haptophyta, Isochrysidales, Noelaerhabdaceae.